Bemisia tabaci is the source of this 6201-nucleotide messenger RNA. RefSeq lists its product as uncharacterized. NCBI's taxonomy places the organism in Eukaryota, Metazoa, Arthropoda, Insecta, Hemiptera, Aleyrodidae. The record is from RefSeq and is a predicted model, not a curated record.
GCGCGUUUCAAAUUGCUAGUUUCGAUAAAUUUUUUCCGCAGACUCGACACUGUCAAAGAGAGACAUAUCGCGUUGCGUUUUCAUCGUGCUCUGCGAAUGAACGCAAAUCAGUUUCGCUGGAACCGAGCAUGGUUCGGAUUCGACAUGAUUUCCGUGAAUCAGGCGUACAUCUCCCGGCUUGUCGACGUCUUGUUUUCCUCGCGAAUACAGUGAAAAGUGCGUGCUUGAAUUCUACCCACCUGUGCAACCGCGAGGUACCCUCAUAACCGAUAUCCACAUCAUUUUGCUUCCGGGCUCGGGUGAACCAUCGCCUGGAAUCCUAGGGAGACCAUGAAGUGGAAAAAUGCCUUUUAUUCGUGCUACUUGGGAUCUCUUAUCAUCAUAGCACAUUUUUUCUCCCUUUUCUCUUCAACACACGCUUGCAAGUUCCCAAAAGAGUGGCAUGGAGAAUGGUUCGACUCAGACCAAAAGACAUCUAUCACCAUCAAUGAAAACUCCUUUGGAGCAAAAGGAUCAUGCUACAAUUCAGAUCGGUCUCCUUACUACCUUAUGGAGCAGAAGAGCUCCGGACAAACUUUUUAUCAAUGCCUCCUGAUCCUGCUGAACCAGGAAAAUGUCAUUCAAUUCAGAGAGACAUGGGCGGAACAAUUUGAUACACCACCAACAUCCAGCAUAUGCAGUGAACUUGAUGUCAACAAUCCCCUUCACUACUUAUUCCGGGUGGAUGCCAAACCAACUGCGUGCCCUUUCAUAAAUCCACCAUUUUCAUUCUAUUAUACAAAAGGAGAGUCAAGGGCUUGUGAUAAUCCCCCAUCAAAGAUAAGCGCAUGUGCAGAUAACUCAAAGUUACUUUUGCACUAUUCCGCGUGCACUGAUAUUCAAGGGUCUGAAAGCUAUCUGGAAGAACUGACGUGUCUUGGUACAUGGAGGAUUGGCUCUUCAGCCUACCUGGUGGCGAAAGUUCAUGAUCGAAAUGAACCAAAUUUUUAUGACAGCGGGAAGUAUAAGUGCUAUCUCUAUGAGAAUAUCACAGAUCCUAAAGAUAAUAAAGUAGUCGGUUACAAAAUUGCGCAGUCUGAAGCGUCGUGUAGUGGAUUGUCCUCCAUUAAUGAUGGUGCAACUAUGAUGACUUUGCGUCGUGAAGUCCAAAGGCAUGUGAAUUGCAAGUUUCCAUCAUGGAUUGUUGAGCAAAAAAAAUGGAGGGCCUUAAAUGCACCUAUUGAAUAUACAUUUUCCUCAAGCAAUGCCACGAAAGUGUCAUCAGGCAGGGAGUCCACCGUAGUUUGUCACUCCAUAGAGGCUUCUGAAAAUUUGAAACAUAGUUUCAUAGUUGUCAAAGUAAUGACUGGCUGUGAUGUAAGUUAUAAAUGUAUGCUUUUUCAAAGGCGAGACCCACAUAUCAUGGAGAUUCAGGAAGCAUCGCAAGGGGAAGACAAUUAUAUCGACACUUGCCAUGAUUCAAAGUUUGAUCCAAGUACUCUACCCCUUGUCACAUACGUGACUGAAAAUCUUCCACCACGAAAGUGUCCUCUAUUGCCCAAACUGGUCAGUGUUCCAGAAGUUAAGACUUGCAAAGAGGAGGUCUAUCAUCAAGUUUCAAUUGGGUGUGGUCCCAAGCCAGAAAAAGUAGAAUUCAAACAGCCAGAUCAGUGUCAAAAUCACACCGCUGUCGGUACGUAUUUAGAGUUUAUGUGUCAUGGACACUGGGAAGCAAAGCGGAUAAACUCGUCAGAGGUUGUUGGUUACAUCCUUGGCACACCCUUACGAACAGACAAAGAUAAAUACAUUUGUUUCUCGUACACAAAGAAAAAUGAAGUGUAUAGUCUUCGAGCAACGACUCCAACGUGUUAUGAGUCCAGAGCCUUGUUCACAUUCCAGCUCAAAAGCAAUGGCCACUGCCAGGCUGUCGAGACUCGUUCAGGAAAUGAUAUCGAUGGCGACGGUGAAUCUUGGGAAAGUGCCAACAAAAGCGCAACUCUGGUGAUCUCUGCACUCCAUUUUGUCAUCGCUUACCUACUCAGUAUUCAUAUCAGAUGAUCAGUGUUCUCUUUUAUAAAUUAGUCGCUAAUCUUCAAUAUUUUGUUGACUUAAAAGCUCUCCGGUGAAGUUUUGAAACAGGGUAUUUAUACGUUUCAGAGUUGAAUUCACUGACAUUUUUGUCAGGUUCCUCUCAAUGUUAACUGGUUCUCUCAUAUUUUUUCCGGUGAUUUGUCAUCUACCCGUGAUUUUGGUUAUUAGAAAUUUUUAUAUUUGUUUCGUUUGUUCUCUGUCGAUCUGUAGAGCAGUCAAACGUAGCUGUCAAAUGAUCAAGGCUUUUGGAAAGACCCAUCAAUGUUCAUAAAAUUUUUUAAUUUGAAUACUUUUUUUCAGGUUUCUUCGAAUUCGGCUGGUAACCUAAGGUUAACCCAGGUUUCAUUUAUCAGAAAACCUAGGUCUUUCGUUGUUAAAGCUAAUGAAACUUAGUUCUGAUUGAAUUUAUUUUACGGUCCAAUCUGCAUUUAACUAUUUUUUUCACGAGUUCUAUGCCUUGAAAAUUUCGUCUUUUUCCAUCUUAAUCAGUUUGGAAGCAGCGAAUAAUAAUUUGUUGCUGUGACAUUUGUCUGCUUUGUGUUGAAUGACCGUUGUAUUCUCACUCUCAAGCAUUUUCCAAAAAAUAAGAAGUAACCAAAGUGACCAAGCAGUGACUAUCCUUAAUCUAAGGUAGAAUUUUGAAUUUGAAAAACUUACCUUACUCAUGAACGAGACUGAUUGUUUUUUCCUCAGCUGUAGUUUCAAUUCACCUAGUUAAAUUUUCUAUCCUUCCUAAGGCAUUUUUGCCUUUUAUUAAGAGAAAAUAUGUUUUCUACAACAUGGUCUUCAUCAUUUUGAACCUGGUUUUAUUUUUUAUUUUUUUGGCUAAAUGUUGUGAACCAAAAUUUUAGAAAAGUUCUAAUUUCAAUUCAUUUUUCUGAUUUCAUUUUUAUCUGAAACUAAACGAAACAGAUAUCAAAGGUGCAUAUAGCACGUAUUUUCUUGGCGUAGACUGUCUCAUUUGUUUUCUUUGUUCAAAAAUCCUGAAAACUUCAUUGAAUUUAAUUUAGCUGAAAGGAAGUUGUCAGCAAUUAAAAGCUUGAUUUGGGACAUGAUGAAGGUUUUUAUCGGAAUUCCAUUUGGAAGUAUUGUCAAUUUAGUUCCAGUCAAACUUAUCUCUCCGUCCUUAAAUCCUUUCUCAAGGAGUUCGCAGUUGUUCCUUUGGCAUGCCAUCAAGUGAAUGGUCGCAGCAAAAUUAGUUCCUUUCGAAAUUGCAUUUAGCUUCGGAAACAGACUAUUCUAAAUUGCGUUUUGUUUUACUUUUUGUUUUCAAAUUUGUAAAUUGUGUACUAUUUCUAGGAUAAGAUUUUGCACCUUUUUAUACGUGAGGCCCAAGUUUCGAAGAAUUGCAAUUAGACGCAGCUAAACACUAUCAUUGAAACGUUCAUAUGCUUUUAUUAUUUUAGAUUUGAGAAUGCUUUUGGAUACUUACCGCAAAUUAUUCUUGUGUUCUUAGGUAAUUAGUACCUAUUUGGUUUGAAUGAUCGCCUCUUAUUUUACAUUCUCGUUUUAUUGAAAGGAAUGUACUAUAUUUCUCGAAAGUAGAAAAUUUUUUAGAUUUUUGGAAAAGCAAAUCUAUCAUUUUGAUUGAAAAUUUCUUAGUUUUCCAUCUGCGUUUGCAUUUUUUAGUUUCUAUCUUUGUUCAUCUGUUAUUCUUUACAGAGAUAUUGAAUAGUGUACUUUUUCCAAAAAUUGGAGAUUCGUCAGGAAUCUUCUUGCAAUUCAAUCGUGAUAACCAAGUUAUCCGCUGUUCAGUUAUCGUAGUGUAUCUAAAGAAAUACUGCAUGAAGUAGUCUUGCUGCACAGUCAUUGAUAGAGUUUGUGAAACAAUUAUUUUUUACUUUUGUAUUUCAUUUUUAUCAGUCUUGGUCAUAAAACUGUAUCUAUAUGCAUAGCGUGUUGUUGAGAUGAAUCAUUUUGAGCUGAUAAAAUUUCAUGGAAAUUAAAUAACAGCCACGCUGAUUAAGAAUGGAUGGUUGACCAUUACAAUCUCGAAUAUGUUUUUAAGUUUAAGUACCUGAAAAUGGCCAAAAAUCAUAUUACUAGUAAAAACAUCCCUUUUGCAUUCUCAAAAAAUUUACGAACUUUUUAAAAAGAACCAAACCAAAAUUCAGUCAUUGAUUAUUUACUUCCUUUAUGUACUUGAAUACUUUCUUGUGGGUUUCUCUAUGUAAUAUUUGGCUGUCUAAUGUCUUCAUUUCCUUUCGCAACAAUUUUUUCCUCCUCAUUUGCCUCAGGACUACCUGAAAAUUUCAAAAUUUUGUUUACGACCUGCAAAUAUUAUUUUUAUAGUUAGUGUCUCAUUUCACCCCAAAAUUUUGAGGUCAAUUUAGCCAUGAGUACUAAUUCUCAAUUCUCAGGUUCCAUCUGCAAUUUUAGAGCAAUACAUUGUUUUAUCUGAAAUAUUCUGUAAGAAGGAAGCAAUCAUAAAAAAAACACUAAAAAUCAGAAUCAUUAUAAAAAUCAGACCUCUAUGAAUAUUUUAGAUCAGCGCCUUUUAUUUUCAAGCGCACUUUAAGCAUGUCCCCCCAAGAGAAAUUAGAAAACUGAUCCGUCAUCAAUCAAAACUGUCAGAAAACGGAAUUUUUAAAACAUUUUUAACGGCUCAAAAUGAUAUUUCUUAUCGCUUGAUUACUUGCCGUAAGCAAGUUGUGUAAAAUACUAUCGGGAUACUGUUGUAUAUAGAUGGAUGGGACCAUUUUUUGUGAUAUUCGUUUUAAAUUGAAAAAUUAUUUAUACUUCUUUUUAUGUCUGUGUUUACUUUUUCACUUUUGUAAAUAGAUACUCUCUGUAAACAAUGUCUAGAGCUGCUUACUCGUUUUGGUUUUCGCGAAUCUUGCCUUGAAGUCAUUACUAAGCUUGAUUGAAUGCUGUACACUCCUCGUGUUUUCACACUCACAGUAAUAGCCAGCGUUAGAUUGGUUCACCAACUUUUAGAACAAUACAUAGGUUUUUUAAAUAGCUUAAUGAUUCUAGUUUAAGUACAGAUUUUAAAAUGUCAGUUUUCCCACUUAGCAAGUCUGAAAAUGAGGGAAACAAUUUGACGCUGGCAUUAACUUAAUUUUAAUUUUUAAGUCGUAAUCAAACUACCCAGUGAGCCAUAAUUCUUUCUUUCGUCCAUCAAUCCAACUUGUACGCUUCAAAUUUAAAGACCAGAAAAACUGUGUUUUACGGUGAACAGAACUAUGAAGCAUAAUUCAUUUGCACAUAGUCCGUUCAGAGUAAAUACAUCCAAGAGAACUUGUCUGUAGCCGGAUUUUUUAAUUUUCAACCAAUUAUUUUUAAAAUACAAAAAAAGGAAACUGAGCAGCCACGAUUAAAUCAAUAAUGCUAAUAAUCGAGAGUAGACUCUUUUGUGCUGGCCUUGAUUAAUUUAAAAGUGAAUAAGUUUUGUCUUGAAGCUUGAAGCUUUAUUAUUCAGCUUUGUCUCUGCAGGACGCUUUCUCGCAAUUUGUUGAUUAUUUUAAAAUAUUAUUGUUGAUUAAUUUAAAAUUGAAUAAGUUUUGUCUUGAAGCUUGAAGCUUUAUUAUUCAGCUUUGCCUCUGCAGGACGCUUUCUCGCAAUUUGUUGCUACAAAAAUGUGCGUUAACAUCGAAAAAAAUGAUAAAAUCAAUCUUUCCAUCAUGCUCAAGUCUGUUUGCCCAUGCAGUUGUUAUAUUUUAACAAAUUACUUGUCCUGCCAGCGACAUUUUUUCAUGAGUCACAGGUUUUGGUAAAUGCUUGAAGUAGCUUGUAAUGAAUUCUGUGAGGUCAUUCAGGCUUCAACCCCAAAAUUUUAUGAGUUUCCUUGUUUUCCCCUCGCUUAUUUGGGCCACUUCCUAGUGUUUUUUUUCUCUCCUCUGUCAUACUGCACUGUCCUUAUACUGUAUCGAAAAGCCAUUUUAAUCUGUACAAUUCUCAUUGAUUCAAAUCGCUGCGAGCAACUUUUCCUUGUCAAACUGUAGAUCUGGGUUACAGAUAAACAGCAGCCAAAAAUCAAGUUAGUUUUGCUUGAGUUUUGUUUAUUCCAUGUUAAACAGCAAGUUUGGAAUUCUAGUUUUUUUAAAUUUUAUUUUUGUAUCAAUGUGAAUACGCUUUACAUUCUUGUACAGAUUUUUUUGUAAAUAAAAUAAAAUUCAAACAAAAAUCGAA